AUGGGAUAAAAUGAAAUAGUCCUUUCUAAUGGCAAUAAAAUGCCAACUUUUGGUUUAGGUACUUACAAAACAUAAAAUGAGCAAGAAAUGACUAACCUAAUUCGUACUGCUUUAGAUAUUGGUUAUAGAUACAUAGACACUGCUAGAUACUAUGAAAAUGAGCACAUGAUUGGUGCUGCUUUAUAGACUAUCUUUAAAGAAGGAAAAUACAAAAGAGAAGAUAUUUUCUUAGUGACUAAAUAAUUCCCUGAUAAAGGAGUUAAAUGCUCAGAAGUGUUUAAAUAAUAGCUAAAGGAUCUGUAAGUAGAUUAUGUAGAUUUACUAUUAAUUCAUUUUCCUUUCAAUCCCCCUAGUGAUGAUUAUAAACAAUGGAAUCAUAAACCUGUGCACUAAAUAUGGGCUGAAUUUGAAGAAAUACAUCGUUUAGGCUUAGUCAAAGGCUUAGGGGUUUCUAAUUUCAAUUGCCAAAUGGUCAUUGAUCUAUUAGUAUAUUGUAAAGUUAGACCUGUUGUGAACUAAAUAGAGCUUCACAUAUUCAAUUAACAAACAAAUUUCGUUGAAUUUUUAAAGAAAAUUAACGUAUACCCUGUCGGAUAUAGUCCUAUGGCUAAGUACAAUGAGGUUAUUAAUAACUAGACUGUGUAGAAUAUAGCUAAAAAGUAUAAUGCUACAGUAGCUCAAGUUUUAAUUUCUUUCAUGGUUCAACAAGGAGUAGUUGUUAUUCCUAAAACUGAAAAACCAGAACGUUUAAAGCCUAACUUUGAAUCACAAAAGCUAGUUUUUAGUAACGAGGAUUUGAUUACUCUUAAAAAUUUGAAUACAAACACUAGGAUUGUUGAUUUCUAGCUCUACCCUGAAUUCUUUAAAGGAAUCCCUUUCUAUGAAUGA
Messenger RNA from Tetrahymena thermophila SB210, 888 nucleotides. RefSeq names its product aldo/keto reductase family oxidoreductase. The transcript has a single exon. Lineage: Eukaryota; Ciliophora; Oligohymenophorea; Hymenostomatida; Tetrahymenidae. Gene Ontology annotation, molecular function: oxidoreductase activity. The record is from RefSeq and is a predicted model, not a curated record.